Molecule: messenger RNA, 912 nt
Organism: Penicillium malachiteum
Lineage: Eukaryota; Fungi; Ascomycota; Eurotiomycetes; Eurotiales; Aspergillaceae
Product: TMEM199/VMA12 family protein
Exons: 2
Coding region: 1-912 (303 amino acids)
Biological process (GO): vacuolar proton-transporting V-type ATPase complex assembly
Cellular component (GO): endomembrane system
Source: RefSeq, a predicted model, not a curated record
AUGGUCCUUCUUAUCGCAACUGAUCGUAUUCUCUCGGCCCUCGAGGCUAUCCCCGAGUCUCGUCGCGAUGAUCUUAACCUCCCUACCGCGCUAGAUCUCCAUGGCCCGAUUGCUCAUGAUCAACUCCUGAGAAUAUCAAAGCACCUCCAAAAUGAUACAGAGUACGAUUCCGCGGACUGUGGUGUCUCGGCUACGGAUCCUACAAUCCUGAGUGCUCUUUUAAGAGGAACAAAGGUCUACGUUCCACCACCACCAAAGAAACCCGAACCAAGUCCCGAAUACCUCGCCUCAAAAGCGCGCCUCCUCGCCGCAGCCGAGAAAGAAGCCUACCAACGCCUCUUAAAUCCAACAUACAAACCCAAUAUCGAGUCCACGGAUCCAUACACAAAUGGCCAGAAUGAGGUCAUCGCUGAAGAUACAUUAACCCCUUCGCUCGUCCUAAAUAUCUUCUUAUCAGUCAUUAUCACCGGCUUCGCUGUCUACUGGGCUCUAACGAGUUUCGGUAUGCCGGGUAUCCUGGCCUCGAUCUUUACUGCGUUAACGGGUCCGCCCGUUGGAUUAGAAGGUGAUAUACGUGCGGCGAGAGAAGCGGUUGGUGCAUCUGAUGCUGUGAGAGUUCUCUUAUCGCUGAUUGCGGCGUUGAGUGUUGCUGUUGCGGAGUCUUUUCUAUAUGCUCUUUAUCUUGGGAAGGUUGAAAAGGCUAGGAUGGUGGAACGGGCACGUAAGGAGGAGAAGGUUGUUAUUGGGCCUGUGGAUGAGGAUCAGAGUGAACAGACUGAUGUGAAACCUGUUGAGUCUGUUGUUGUUAGUGAGAAGGAGGAGAUUUGGGGGAAGGGUGUUAAUGGAGGUGUGAGGAGGAGAGUUAGAGAGAAGUGGGAGAAGGAACAGAAUGCCCAAAGUAAGGAGUCAUGA